AUGCAAUAUUAAUAAGAUAUCGUGAAUCAUUAUCAUUCAAUAAUUGAAUUAUAUUAUAAAGAGGCAGAGCUAAGUGAUGAAAAUAAAAGGAUAGAAAAUUAAGCAGCAACUAAAAUUUAGCAAUGGUAUAGAAUGCAUGUAAAGAGAAUUAAAUAUCUUAAAAUUAGAUAUAAUACAAUUUAUAUACAAAAGUUUGCUAAAGGUUAUCUGGCUAGAAUGUUAAUGAAAAGAAAUAGCGAUAAUAGAUUUAAUGAAAGAAAUCUUAAAUACUUUAGCUAUUAGGCUACUUAAAUCCAAAGAUAUUUUCGUGGAUUUCAUUAUAGAAAAUAUUAUCUAAACUGGGCUACAAGAAAAGAAUACUUGUCCUUCUUGAAAAGAAAAAAUGAAACGUUUUUGGAAGAACUCAAGAAAGUGGAAAAGGAGGAGGCUUAAUAGUUAAGAAUCAGAUAAGAAUAACUAGCCAGGACUGAAUUCGAGUCUUUGGCUCGUAAUUUGCAUCAUCUUUCGUCUACAAAAUCGAUUUCAGGCAUCUACAGUCGACCUUUUGGAAAUAGGGAUAUUGUCUUUGAUAUGGAUGUUGAAAGUCACUUGAAGAUUGUAUUUCAUAGCAAUUAUGAAUGGGAAAAGUCAUAAUAGAUGUCAAGGUAUACAAGAACCAAGAAGUUGAGUAUGCAAACAAAAUUAAAGCCUUUGAAAUGA
Molecule: messenger RNA, 699 nt
Organism: Paramecium tetraurelia
Lineage: Eukaryota; Ciliophora; Oligohymenophorea; Peniculida; Parameciidae
Exons: 2
Biological process (GO): mitotic cell cycle; spindle organization; establishment of meiotic spindle localization
Cellular component (GO): spindle pole
Molecular function (GO): protein binding
Source: RefSeq, a predicted model, not a curated record